UUCACUCACAUGCCUAAUUCCUCCAAACCCUAAACAAACAAAGCCAAAAAUCCGAAGAUCAAAGCAGCUGUCAAUAAGUUAAAACCCAGAUCUCAAAUCCCACAUCUUAUAGUUAUCAACCCCAAAUGUAAAUGUAAUUUCCCUUAUUUAACAGCGUUUUUCAUUUUUUGGUAUAUUUUCAUGGCUUCAGCUUGUGUUAACAACAUCGGCGUUCCGCCGGAGAGUUUCCAGUUCGGUUGGUUGAGUCCAAGGAUUUCGUUCAGCCGAGAAGAAGAGUCGUCGUCGAAGUCGAAGGAUGAUCCUGAAUCGACGGAAAUCCGAGAUGUUCCGGCGGGAGAGUUUGAGUUCAGGCUUGUUGAUCCCGCCUCCAUGCUCCCGGCUGACGAGCUUUUUUCAGACGGCAAACUCAUGCCUCUGCAUUUAUCCGCCGUUAAACAACAAGAACACGAACAAGAACGUCGGCAUCAGCAUCCGUCUCUGAACGCCAUCAGAUCCCGCGAAACUUCAAGUUCUUGCCCCGGAAUAGAAAUGGAGGUUUCCGGGUCGGAUCAUUACUUGUUUUCUCCCAAAGCUCCGAGUUGUUCGAGCCGGUGGAGGGAACUAUUGGGGCUUAAAAAGUGUUCAACAACAAACACUAACAAUAAUCAGCAGCAACAACUUUCCUCAAAAUCAGACUCUCAUAGCAGCAAAAUCUCGUCAUUAUCUAAUAAUAACCCAAAAUCUCUCAAAUAUUUCCUCCAUAGAAGCUCGAAAUCUUCUUCUUCCUUGGAGUCUUCAUCGAGUCUUCCACUGCUAAAAAUCUCAGAUUCUAAAUCAGUUUCCAUAUCUGCAUCGAGAUUAUCCCUUUCUUCUUCAUCAUCUUCCGGUCAUGAACACGACGAUUUCCCCCGACUGUCACUUGAUGCCGAUAAGCCAAGUCCCAACCCUUUUGCUCCCUCUAGAACCCUAAACCCAAACCCACCGAGAAUGAGGAUGGUUAAACCCAGACCAGGGUCCGGUUCAGACAGUAAUCAAACGGUAGCCAGUGGGGCUCGGAAGGGUCGGAGUCCGAUCCAGAGGGAACCAACGGCGAGCCGGGGAAUUUCAGUGGAUAGUCCGAGGAUGAAUUCUUGCGGGAAAAUCGUAUUUGAAAGCCUGGAAAGAAGCUCAAGCAGUCCAAGCAGCUUCAAUGGCGGUCCGAGGUUCAAACAAAGGGGAGUAGAGAGAUCGUAUUCAGCAAACGUUAGGAUCACUCCGGUCCUCAACGUCCCCGUUUGUUCGUUGCGGGGAUCCUCGAAAUCGGGUUCGGUUUUCGGGUUCGGCCAGCUGUUUUCGUCUUCCCCGCAAAAAAAUCCAUCGGGAACCAACAAGGGCCAUCAAAUUAACAGCAACAGAAGCAAAACAACGGAUCGGAAUCAUUGAAAACAACACGAA
This is a messenger RNA of Hibiscus syriacus, 1413 nucleotides long. RefSeq lists its product as uncharacterized. The transcript has a single exon. Bases 181 to 1401 code for a protein of 406 amino acids. NCBI's taxonomy places the organism in Eukaryota, Viridiplantae, Streptophyta, Magnoliopsida, Malvales, Malvaceae. The record is from RefSeq and is a predicted model, not a curated record.